Messenger RNA from Mugil cephalus (flathead mullet), 7796 nucleotides. RefSeq names its product neurexin 3b (gene nrxn3b). Bases 702 to 5834 code for a protein of 1710 amino acids. The record is from RefSeq and is a predicted model, not a curated record. The transcript has 25 exons. Lineage: Eukaryota; Metazoa; Chordata; Actinopteri; Mugiliformes; Mugilidae.
UCCAGGGGCCCAUCAGCAGUUGCGCUGAGUGAGUCGAGCUGAGAGAUGCGCGUUCGCUGAGCCGGAGGAAGCAGGGACCGCUGCCUUUUCCUCCACCGCACCUCACUUAUAGGAACCGCCUCAUCACGAGCAUCGGCAUCCCGUCGCCUCCUGAGCGCGCUGUAAUUAAAACACUCCUCUUUCUGGAUUGAAUUUUACUCUGGAUUAUUAUAAUACGCUGUAUAACGCGAGUUUUAUCCGUCCGGAAUCGUCUUCGUGUCUGCGCAGGAAAGGUGUGAAGCAAAGGAUCAAACCAUGGGGCACAGAACCGGACCAUCGAUGACCGCCAUGUGCUUCCAUCCAGGAAGUCGCCUCAAAGAAAAAUCACAAGACGCAGCCCUGAAUCACUGACAGAACUUGCUAAGGAUCAGCUUGAUCACAGCGCUUUCACUUGUCCACUUUGUGUGGAAACUGGAUAUUUUUCUAUAUAUCUCUGCAUAGACUUGGCUGGCGAGAUUAGAUUCCGUCCAUUAUCAACACUAGGUCUGGCUCUGAAAUAAAACCGGGAUAUUGCAUUGUCUGCUUGACUGUAAAAUUAUCUAUGUGGAAUAUAACAUCCCUCAGGUAAACCCUGGAGCGAAACCGUAAUCAGAUGUUAUUGUCACUUUGAGGAUCUACCCCCAGUUCUUACCCUCGUCUGGCUCACCCUGUUAUUCUCUGCAAUGAAUCCAAACAUCCUGCCGGGGCAUUUCCUCGUGCUGCUAAGUACCGUGCUGGGCCUGAGCGUAGGCUUGGAGUUUACUGGCUCUGAAGGUCAGUGGGCUCGCUACCAGCGCUGGGACGCCAGCUCCAGAAGCGACCUGACGUUUCAGUUCAAGACUUCGGAAUCGGAAGGCCUGCUGCUCUACUUCGACGACGGCGGAUAUUGCGACUUCCUGCUCCUCACCACGUCCGAGGGCAGGCUCCAGCUCCGCGUCAGCAUCGACUGCGCCGAGACCACCAUCACCUCCGACAAACAGGUCAACGACAACCGCUGGCAUUUUGCCGCCAUCAACAGGCACAAUUUGCGGACUGGCUUGGCCGUGGACGGCCAGACCAAGACGGAAGAGGUGCGGCCCCAGCGGCAGUUCAUGAAGAUUGUUAGCGACCUCUUUCUCGGAGGCCUCCCGGGGGACAUCCGCACAUCUGCCAUCACCCUGCCCUCUGUCCGCGAGCUGCCGCCGUUCAAAGGAAUUAUCACAGACCUCAGUUAUGGGAGUAAGCUGCCCACGCUAAUCAAUAGUCAGAAAGUACGGUUGGAGAUGAUGGGCCUUUGCACAGAGAACCCCUGCGAGAAUGGCGGGAUCUGCUCACUGGCAGAUGGAGAAACCUACUGUGACUGUUCCAGAACCGGAUAUGUAGGUCGAUACUGCACCGAAGCAGUCCAGAGAAAACCAGGCCUCGCACACCUGAAGGCAGAGCAAGGUAGAAACAAAGCGAGGGAAGAGAACGUGGCGACCUUCCGCGGCUCGGAGUACUUCUGCUACGACCUGUCCCAGAACCCCAUUCAGAGCAGCAGCGACGAGAUCACGCUGUCCUUCAAGACCUGGCAACGCAACGGCCUCCUCCUCCACACGGGGAAAUCCGCAGACUAUGUCAACCUGGCGCUAAAAAACGGGGCGGUUUCCCUCGUCAUCAAUCUGGGCUCCGGGGCCUUCGAGGCCAUCGUGGAGCCGGUCAAUGGAAAAUUCAAUGACAACGCCUGGCACGACAUCAAAGUGACACGCAACCUGAGACAGCAAUCAGGCAUUGGACACGCUAUGGUGACAAUCUCCGUUGAUGGGAUCCUCACCACCACCGGCUACACCCAGGAAGACUACACCAUGCUGGGCUCCGAUGAUUUCUUCUACGUGGGUGGGAGCCCCAGCACCGCUGACCUGCCCGGAUCUCCUGUUAGCAACAAUUUCAUGGGCUGCCUCAGAGAGGUGGUGUACAAGAACAACGACAUCCGCCUGGAGCUCUCCCGCCUCGCCCGCAUCGUUGACCCCAAGAUGAAACUGCAGGGCGACGUAGUCUUUAAGUGCGAAAAUGUUCCCACACUCGACCCCAUCAACUUUGAGACCCCAGACUCCUACCUUGCUUUGCCGAAGUGGAACACCAAACGCGUCGGCUCCAUUUCCUUUGACUUCAAGACAUCCGAACCCAACGGCCUGAUACUCUUCACGCACGGCAAACCCCAGGACCGGCGCGACGCCAAGGGCCAGAAAAACAACAAGGUGGACUUCUUUGCGGUGGAGCUGCUGGAUGGGGGGCUGUACCUGCUGCUGGACAUGGGCUCCGGGACCAUCAAGGUCAAGGCCACCCAGGCGAAGGUUAACGAUGGGGUUUGGCACCACGUGGAUAUCCAGAGAGAUGGACGCUCAGGCAUCAUCUCUGUAAACAGCCGCCGGACCCCUUUUACAGCCAGCGGGGAAAAUGAGAUCUUGGAUCUGGAGGGGGACCUGUAUCUGGGUGGUCUCCCGGACAGCCGGGUGGGCUUGGUGCUUCCCACUGAGCUCUGGACCGCCAUGCUCAAUUACGGCUAUGUGGGUUGCGUCCGGGACCUGUUCAUCGAUGGACGCAGCAAGGACAUCCGGCAGAUCGCUCAGUCGCAGAACAUGACGGGCAUCAAGUCUUCGUGCAGCAAGGUGACAGGGAAGCAGUGCGACAGCAGCCCCUGCAAGAACAACGGGGCCUGUAAGGAGGGGUGGAACCGCUUCAUCUGCGACUGUACCGGCACUGGCUUCUGGGAUAGUACCUGUGAGAGAGAGUCGUCAAUCUUGUCGUACGACGGCAGCAUGUACAUGAAGGUGGUGAUACCCAACGUCAUGCACACCGAGGCCGAGGACGUCUCCCUGCGCUUCAUGUCCCAGCGGGCGUUCGGCCUGCUCAUGGCGGCCACGUCCCGCGACUCCGCCGACACCCUGCGGCUCGAGCUGGACAGCGGGAGGGUGAAGCUGACGGUCAACCUAGACUGUGUCAGGAUAAACUGUAACACCAGCAAGGGCCCUGAGGUUCUUUAUGCCGGACAAAAGCUCAACGACAAUGAGUGGCACUCAGUACGAGUGGUCCGCCGCGGUAAAAACUUCAAACUCACUGUGGAUGACGACAUGGCUGAAGGUCAGAUGGCAGGUGACCACACCCGCCUGGAGUUCAACAAUGUGGAAACAGGCAUCUUGACCGAGAAACGCUUUGUGUCGUCUGCCCCCUCCUCUUUCAUUGGACAUCUCCAGAGUCUCAAGUUCAACGGGAUGCAGUACAUCGACAUGUGCAAGAAUGGAGACAUCGACUUCUGCGAGCUCAACGCCCACUUCGGGAUGCGCUUCAUCAUCGCCGACCCCGUGACUUUCAAGACUAAGGGCAGCUACCUGGGACUAGCCACCCUGCAGGCCUAUACCACAAUGCACCUCUUCUUUCAGUUCAAAACAACCUCCCCUGAUGGUUUCAUCAUCUUCAACAGCGGAGAUGGGAACGACUUUAUUGCCGUGGAGCUGGUCAAAGGGUUCAUCCACUAUGUAUUUGACCUGGGGAAUGGGCCCAGUCUGCUGAAGGGGAACAGCGACAACCCGCUCAAUGAUAACCAGUGGCACAACGUGGUCAUCACGCGAGACGCGGCCAACACGCACACGCUCAAGGUGGACACGAAGUCGGUCACCCAGAACGUCAACGGCGCCAAGAACCUCGACCUUAAAGGCGACCUGUUCAUUGGCGGUUUGGGACCCAACAUGUAUCAGAAUCUCCCGAAGCUGGUGGUUUCUCGCGAAGGCUUUCAGGGGUGCUUGGCCUCCGUCGACCUCAACGGCCGCCUGCCGGACCUCAUCAACGACGCCCUUUUCCGCAGCGGGCAGAUCGAGCGCGGCUGCGAAGUUGGUUUCACCAAAGCCGACCUGCAAGGCCCGAGCACGACCUGCCAGGAGGACUCGUGUGCCAACAUGGGUGUGUGCAUCCAGCAGUGGGAGAACUUCACCUGCGACUGCUCUAUGACGUCCUACUCGGGCACCCACUGCAAUGACCCUGGCACCACCUACAUCUUCGGCAAAGGAGGGGGCCUGAUCACGUACACGUGGCCCAACAACGAGAGGCCGAGCACACGGACGGACCGGCUGGCCGUGGGCUUCAGCACCACCAUCAAAGACGGCAUCCUCGUCCGCAUCGACAGCGCCCCGCGCCUGGGCGACUACAUCAUGCUCCACAUCGAACAAGGCAAAGUCAGUGUUACAUUCAACAUCGGGACAGUGGACAUCAGCGUUAAGGAGACAACCACAGCGGUGAACGAUGGCAAAUACCACCUGGUGCGAUUCACCAGGAACGGAGGCAAUGCGACCUUGCAGGUGGACAACUGGCCAGUCAAUGAACACUUUCCCACAGGCAACAGCGACAUUGAGCGCUAUCAAAUGGCAAAUAAGAAAAUCCCGUUCAAAUAUACCCGGCCAGUAGAAGAUUGGCUUCAGGAGAAAGGCCGGCAGCUUACAAUCUUCAACACCCAGGCCACUAUCUCGAUCGGUGGAAACGACCGGAAGCGGCCCUACCAGGGCCAGCUCUCCGGCCUCUAUUACAAUGGCCUCAAGGUCCUGAACAUGGCCGCCGAGGGCCACGCCAACAUCAAGGUGAACGGCAGCGUGCGGCUGGUGGGCGACGUGCCCGUCAGCAGGGGCGCGGCCCGCACCACCACCUCGGUCCCGCCGGAGAUGUCCACCACCUUCAUAGAGACGACCACCACCCUGUCGACCACGACCACCCGCAAGCAGCGCUCGCCGCCCACUAUUCAGACAACAGAUGACAUUGUUUCAUCAGCAGAGUGCUCCAGCGACGACGAGGACCUGGAGGAGUGCGACUCCGGACACGCAGGAGGGGAGCUAGUCAUCCCCGUGCUAGUCGAGGACCCCAUAGACAUCCCUUCUGUAUCCACCCGUUCUCCCUUCAUCCCCCUCCCCCCAACCCUCCGCCCCGUCCUCACCAUUAUUGAGACCACCAAAGAAUCCUUGGCCAUGGCCACUGAGGCGGGGGUACCUUGCUUGUCGGACCGAGGCAGCGAUGAUUGUGAUGGUGGUGAUGGUGGUGAUGAUGGUGAUGAUGAUGAUGAUGAUGAUGGCAUGGUGAUUUCGGGGUUUGGCUCUGGCGAAGCUUUCGACUCUAGCCUGCCCCCGACUGACGAUGAAGAUUUUUACACCACCUUCUCCCUGGUAACAGAUAAGAUCUUGACCACAUCGGCCUAUGAAGGCGGCUACAAAGCCCUCGCGCCCAAGUGGGAGGCCAAGGACUUGAGGCCUAGCAAAGCCUCUGAGGCAGGUAGGACUACACCCACCUCGCCUCUGCCCGACCUCCGGGGCACGCCGCCAGCGGCGGUCCCCUCGGACACGCCACCCAAGCUGCCCGCCGGGAAAAUGAACAACCGCGAGAUAAAACCCCCGCAGCCGGACAUAGUCCUGCUGCCCCUGCCCACAUCCUUCGAUCUGGACGGCACCAAGCCACGGGGCCCCUUCAUCACCUCACCCAUGCUGCGCACGGUGCCUGCCGCCUUGCCCACAGUGCCCGGUGUGGUGCGGCGGGUGCCCCCGGGGGCCUCCGAGGUGUUCCGGGAAUCCAGCAGCACCACGGGCAUGGUGGUGGGCAUAGUGUCGGCCGCCGCCCUCUGCAUCCUCAUCCUCCUCUACGCCAUGUACAAGUACAGGAACAGAGACGAGGGUUCCUACCAGGUGGACGAAACACGCAACUACAUCAGCAACUCGGCGCAAACCAAUGGCGCUGUGGUGAAGGAUAAAGCACCCAGCGGCAGCGCCAAAGGCAGCGCCAGUAGCAAGAGACCGAAAGACAAGGACAAGGAAUAUUAUGUAUAGAAAUCAAGUCAUUUCCCAACACAUAAAAAAUAAACAGUUUGGAACAAAGUUACAAACAUUUUGACAGUACCAUAUUGGCAACUGUGAUUUAAAAAGAAUCGAAUCUCUUGAGAACUCAAGUCUUUCUGAGUCACUGAAACAUUUACAAAACAACUCUGGCUUAUGGAAGCACACUUACUAUUGUAAGCAUUACAGAGAGACAAUGCAGUACAACUUCAUCGGGACUCAGCGUGGACAUUUUUAAGGAGUCCCUGCUGGAGACUUUUGGCCGUGUGAAUAACAUCACUAACGCGCACACGACCCGAGGUGACUGUCAAGAGGUGUGUGAUCCUUGGAGUUCUAAUGACCCUGUCCAUUGUAACCCUGUAAAAUACGAUCACUGUCAUUUCGGCCAUUCUGAGCAUGCAUGUGAGGUGUAUGUGACGUGGUGCUGGCAUCUGUGUAAGUGAGGGACCUCAAGAAACAAUGAUUGUCGGGAAAGUUGGAAGUCAAAACCUGAUUUCGCGUUAGAAACAGUUUCAUUAAAUGUAGCUUUCAUGGAUGCGAUAUGAGGUAAAGUAUAUGUGUACUUCAAGCUGUCUUUUUGUUUAUAUCUUUUGUUUAUUUUAUUUUUUAUUCAUUCUGUAAUUUAUUUAUUUAUUAUAUUGGAUUUUUUUUUGGUUUUUUUUGAAGGAUGUUGUCCAGUCAGGGUUGGCUUGGCAGUGCUCAGCAGGAUAUGAUACAGUAAUGUAUCUCAAUGUUUUUCUCUCCCUCCCUCACGUCUCAGUUAAGGAUUGGACUGCUAUUCAUGGCAUCCAAAUUGUAGACGGUGCUCAAGCGUGCAAGAGCGGAUCCACCGGGGAAAAUGUACAAUGCAUUGUUAUUUAUCUGAAUUUUAAAUCUCUGAUAGCCUUUUUCUUUCCCUUCAUGUCAUCUUUUUGUUUUGUUCCGUUUCCUUUACUUUUACAGAUAUACCGUGGCAAAAAUUGCAUUAUCAUAAUUUGUGUCUGGCAAAGAUGUAAUUGUCACAAUCUUUAAAAAAGAAAAGAAGAAAAAAAAUCCAGGCUAAAGACUUACUCCAGUGUGAACAAGUGUGAUUCUAUCUGUUGUCACAGACGACUGUGUCAAAAACAGCAAAUAUGUUUACAUAUUUUAUUACAUCUAGCCGUCGUGCUUUGCAGGUCAAUAUUGUACAGAAAUUUCAAGUUUCUGUUGAGGUUUUUUUUUUUUUUUUCUCAAAUCCUCUUCUUGUAUAGACAGACCAUUUGAUUUGAUUUGUUUCCGCUGUAGCAACAUGACAAAAAAAAUCAUUUUGAUUGUUUUGCCAGGAACGCCUGGAGAUAAGAAAUGAUGUGAACAGGAACAUUUGUUUAGGCAGGGAGCAAAUGUUGUUAGAUUAGAAGUGUAGUCUCUCUGGAUGGUGUUUCUCUUCAGUCGCAUGGAUAUUUGACCAUCGGAAACUGUCAGUCGAAUACGAAACGCCUCCCUCAGAUCUUGUGUUUGGGACUCCUCCUUAUUCUGGAAUUACUUUCAUCAUGUUAUUUAUUUUUUUAUUGGAAAUUUAAAAAACAGAGCAAGAGAAUAAAGACCGAUUAUGAUGGAUUUGGAGAUCUAUUGCUAGCACCUUACUGACUUACAGGUGUUUUUGUUUUAAUUUUAUUUCUUUUAUUUUUUACUGUGACGUCUUGUCCGCUCAACUCGUCGUUUGCAUUCGUUUUAUUAUUUUUUUGUUUUUUUUUUCUGUUACUGUAUAGCUAAUUUCAUGUCUCAUUUAUAUGACAUCCUCCGGCAAUAUGUUUUUUAUGUCAUUAUUUAUUGCAGAAAUUAUUUGUUCUCAUUCAUUUUCAUGCAAAUCAGUCAGUGUGUACGUUCACUUUGAUUUUUUGUGUUGGUACUUGGCUUUUUCGACCAGUUAAUUAUUGUCUUAUGCUCCUUUGACUCCAAACAAUUCCCAGAAAUAAAAAAAAAAAUGUUGUUCCCAAA